Molecule: messenger RNA, 972 nt
Organism: Trichoderma gamsii
Lineage: Eukaryota; Fungi; Ascomycota; Sordariomycetes; Hypocreales; Hypocreaceae
Exons: 2
Coding region: 1-972 (323 amino acids)
Source: RefSeq, a predicted model, not a curated record
AUGGCUUCCUCCAAACCUUCCAAUAUCGACGACCGAGAGUGCAUACACCUUCACCCGCAAUGUAGCGCUUGUAACACUGUUUUCUCCGGGGAUGAUCACGUCGUGGCACUGCUUUGCAAUAACAACUCCGUUCGAGGGUAUAAUGGGUAUGCCGGGGGAUACUACUCCGUUAGGGAGCUGCCAAUGCCUGAGGGAGUUGAUUUCUGCAUAGAAGGAAGCAGACAUGGACCUUGCAACGCUACCGAUGAAAGCGUAACUGUUCACCUUGAUUGCAUUCGUUUAUUCGGCAAAACAUGCAGUGCACAGGAUAAGUUUCGAAGGCUCUGGAUCGCAGGGACUAGGAUGUACCCGUGGCGAGACACCCAGUCCUUGAUGCUCGACCCUGUCCUCUAUGCCCCGACAGAUAUGAUCAGCAGCGCUGCUGGCUUUCAAAGGACUUUACUCCCAGAGGUGGCUGGUUUAAUUGGCAGCCAUUUGCAGUCAAACCACACUCUGUUGCGAUUCUGCAAAGUCAUCCAGCUUGCGCGAUAUCUAAGCUUAGCUGAGCCUGGAAAAGCCGUUACCUACCCGCUUUGUGAGGUUCUGUCGUGGUCUCGCGGCACUUCUCCCAUCUUGGCUAAACAAGGCCAAAUCAUCGAUCGAAGGAUGCGGCUUACCAUUGAUUCUCGUGGGAUCAAGAGCAUUGAAAGGGUUUCUGAUAGUCCAGAUGGGGAAAAUGUCACUGGCUCAUCACGUUCUUCUCAUGCAUAUAUUGUAGAACCAGUGGAACGCCUAUCGGGCGUUGGUAUAGAAUUCCAAGUCAGUCUCCCUUCUACACUCUUCACAUGCCGGCUAACCAAGCCGUAUCUCUCAGCUCGGAAUGAGCCGUCUACAUGUUCCGACAUCUGCAAACAUCCCGAUCUGGAACAUCCCGUCGCCGCAUGCCCUUCCGCCACCUGCACACUAUACACCCUCCGACAAAUCCCUACCUAG